This is a messenger RNA of Mobula hypostoma (lesser devil ray), 2240 nucleotides long. It is a transcript of the gene josd2, whose product is annotated as Josephin domain containing 2. The record is from RefSeq and is a predicted model, not a curated record. Gene Ontology annotation, molecular function: cysteine-type deubiquitinase activity. The transcript is spliced from 4 exons. The coding region runs from base 206 to 826 and encodes 206 amino acids. Lineage: Eukaryota; Metazoa; Chordata; Chondrichthyes; Myliobatiformes; Myliobatidae. Gene Ontology annotation, biological process: protein deubiquitination.
AGCCGGCACCCCAGCUAGUCCUCCUCGUUACAAGGUGGCUGCGCGGUGUGGGCGGGGGCCAUUCAUUGCCGCCGCCUGCCCCGUCCAUACAGUGGGACUGCGAUUUGGUGGCGGAUUUACGGCAGGAAAGAAGGAAGAAACGACGAGGUGGGGCCGGGACGCGAGCGUGUUUACCUCUCCUGAGGCGGGGGGAGGCCCGUCAGGGAUGUCGGAGCCGCCGACUACGGCCCCGGCCCGGCCGCUCUAUCACGAGCGCCAGCGGCUCGAACUGUGUGCCGCGCACGCGCUCAACAACCUGCUACAACGCUGCGCCUUCGGCAAGGAUGAGCUGGACCGUCUGUGCUACAGGCUGUCCCCGGACGCCAUGCUCAACCCCCACCGCAGCAUGCUGGGCACCGGCAACUAUGACGUCAACGUGCUGAUGGCAGCUCUCCUGUCUGAGGGGCUGGCAGCUAUCUGGUGGGACAAACGCAGGUCCCUGGACAGUCUGGAUCUCAGCCGGGUCCUGGGCUUCAUCCUUAACAUCCCGUCCAAUGUGUCUCUGGGCCCAGUGACUCUGCCCAUCCGCCGCCAGCAUUGGGUGGCUGUUCGGCCCGUCCAUGGGUCCUACUACAACCUCGACUCCAAGCUCAAAGCCCCUGCUGCUAUCGGCUCUGACGCUGAGCUCAGGAAGUUCCUGACAGAUCAGAUUGCCCAGGACUCCUGUGAGCUACUGCUGGUGGUGGAGAGGGCAGUGGAGGAAGACGGCAGCUGGCUUUCCCCUCUGAAGGCCCGGAAGGCCAGAUGGGGCGUUGGAUGGAGAGAGGGGCCAGGGAGUGGAGAGUAAUAGAGGAGAGAGGGGAGACACAGUGAGGGGGGAGAGAGAUUGAAAGAGAAAGGGAGAGAGAAAGAAGGAAUGGGGGUGGGGUGGGGAGAUGGUGUGAGGGAUAGAAAGGGAGAGGUGGGGGAGACAGGCAGGGGAAGAGUGGGUGUGGAGAGAACCUUGCUUUCCCACCUCUUAACAUGUGGAUGGUAGUUUGGAGAUCAGAUACAGAGAGAAGGGGGAAAAGGGAGGGGAAGUAGAGAGAGAGAGGGGAAGAGAGAUGUAGAUAAGAGUAGUUGAAUGUGUACAUAGAAACUUUACCUCACAUCUCUGAUUAUCAAAAGAUUAAGACAGCAGAUGGAGGGAGCAGAGGAGAAGGGUGGCAAGGGGAGGGGAGGGUAGAGAAGAGGAUGGAGAGAGAAAACAUUUGGGAAGGGAAAGAGAACAGGAGGGGUGGCAUAGGGAAAGGAUUUGAGAGAGGUAUGGGAUAGAUGGUGGGAGUGUUGUGUUCGAAGAGAUAGAUGGAGAGGGGAAAGGAGGAGGUUGGGAGGAGACCAUCCUUUGUCCAGUCUGCACUUUAACCUCCCUCCCAGUUGUUGGAAAGCAUGUGCCUCACCAGAUCUGUUGGGCAGUUCGCAGUGGUAAGCCAGCAUCUGGAAGAACCUGGCUGUCGGCAGGAAUCCUGCUGAAUUGGAGGGUGCUGAAGGAAAUCAACUCCUCCCUCCCUCCUUCACCCAGCCCCCCCCCAGAGCAAGGAGAGUGUGGGAUCCUCUCCCCCUGCACCUCCUUACAGUAGUGGUGGUAAUGAGAUGGUGGGGGGAGACAUGGUUUGAUUGUCACUCUGAAUUUGCAUGGAAUGUAAAUAUGCAACCUCCAUCAUUCGAUUCACUUGGAAUAUGUUGAUUGCCCUAUACAUGCAUACACACACAUUAAAAAAAAUAUAAUCAAUAUAUCUCUCUGUCUCUCUCUCUCACACACACACAUACACACACACUCACACAUGUUUUUCUCUCUGAUACAAACUUUCACACAAUCUCUGUCUCUCCCUUUUGUAUACAUAUAUGCACACAAAGAGACACUCAUUUGCACACCUUAUGAAUGAGUAUGCAAUCUCCCACCCCAGACACCCACUCCCCAUCCAUCCUCAUUGCAGCACUGAAUAAAUCUGCCCAAUUCUUUAAAUUAAGUUUUGUAUCUGCUGCAAUCUGGUGGCUGAUAACUGACUUUCCUAGGCACCAGUCCAUACCACAAACUGAAUAUACUUUGAAUAUGCAAAUUCUCAGGGGCUGUGCAUAGAACUUGUAUAUAUUUCUCCACGCUAACGUACCGUGGUUGUGAGAUUAAUGUUCCAAAUAUGCAGUUUCUGCCUGCUUGUAUUUUUUUGAAAAUGCAGAUUUUCCUGUCUUCUAUAUGAUUUGAAAUAAAAGGUUUUCUUGUG